AUGACUCUCAAUGUGUGUAAAGCAUUUGAAGGUAUUGAGGAAUUUUUGCCUGAUAAUUUUUCUUUCGAGAACAAUCAUACCUCUACUAAAAUAUACAAUGCUUAUUGUCCUAUUAGCAAGGAAACAGGGAAAGGAAAAUGUGGAACUAUCGGUCAAAUAGUUAGCGCUGUUACUACAUUAUUACUUAAGAAUUUAUUCACCGGAGAUGAUUAUAUAGAAUCUGAUAAUAAAAAUAACGAAUAUAUCACGUAUAUUAUGCUAUGGUUAAGUGAUAAAAUGAAACUAAUUAAAACAGGGAACUACGGAAGCGUGUCAGAUUUUGAUACCACGUUUAUAAAAUAUGAUGAAUAUUAUAACGAACAUAUUGAUCAAAUCAAUAAAAAAGAAAAAAUAAUGAAUAUUAAAAUUGAUGAAAUGCAUAAACUUUAUGGGUUACUUAAUGAUCUGUGUAAUGCAAUUACUAAAUAUACCAACGAUCCUUCAAAUUGCUCCAGUUUUUCAAAUUUUGCUAGUAAUUGGGAAAAACAAUCCAAUCAACUUGUUAAUAAAAAAAUUAAGGUUUUUGAAGAUGAGUAUUAUUGUGAUGUACUGUUGACUUUAAAAAAUGCUUAUCAGAAAUUUAGAAAUGAUAAUCACAUCCAAAAUAAACUUCCCCAAAUUAUAGAUAUAGAAGAAAUAAAUAAUUGUAAGAAACUAUGUAAAGCAGCAACAAAAUCAUGGAGAAUUAAAAGUGUGGAUCUCCGACAAAUUAAGGGAAAAAAAAAUAUUGAGAAAAGCAAAGAUACCUCGAGAUAUAUAGAUGUUGUUAAAAAUAGAUUUGAAUCGUAUAGCUCAUUUUUUAGUAUUAUGUUUACUAAUGUUGGCAAUAACUUAUAUAAAAAGUCGUUGCCAGCGCUAACAAAUGUUUACGAUAAAUUUAUAAAUUUUGCUGAUAACACGAUUAAUUAUGUGAAUGGGGAGUUAAAAAAACCAAUAAAAACUUAUACAUUCGAUAAUGGUAUACCUGAGGAAAAAGGCCCAGGAGGUGACCCAUUAUCAUCUCAAGAAACUCCAUCUGAAGCUUCAUCACCAUCAAGUUCUACGGAACAAACUAGGACAUCAGAAUUACCUCAGGAAUCAUCUAAAAAAAAAAAAUAUGAUCAAAAGAAUGAAGAAGAUUCUAAAAAAACAGUGCCAAAUUUAGUGAUUAAACGCGAAAAUUCAGUAACCGAAGUAACAGGAAAUGGAACGACAGAAAUAGAUGACAAUCCACUCAACUUAUACAAGAAAAUUGUAAUUUCAAUUAUAAUGCUUUUAAUACCCAUUGUUUUAGCUAUUAUGUACAAGUAUUUUUCAUUUGGAUGGAGAAAGGAAUUGAAGAAAAAAAAAAACAUGAAAAAGGCUAUAAAUAUGUUUGGUGCAAAUGAAACGACAAAAAGAGUUAUAAACCCAACUGAUCGAAAAAAACAAGUGCAAAUAAUUAUAAAUUCAUCUACUCAAAAAAAACAGGACAAAAAGUUUAAAAAUUCAUCUACUCAAAAAAAACAGGACAAAAAGUUUAAAAAUUCAUUUACUCAAAAAAAACAGGAUAAAAAGGUUACAAAUUCAUCUACUCAAAAAAAACAGGAUAAAAAGGUUAAAAAUUCCAUUUAUUGGGGAAAGUAUCCAUUAUUAAAUAUACACAAACUUAUGAAGACCGAUUCUGUACCAUUUAUUAUUUUAUUUUUGUUGUUUAUUUUUUAUGUUUAUAAAAGAAAAGGCUAUUAUUUAGAAUAG
Molecule: messenger RNA, 1755 nt
Organism: Plasmodium berghei ANKA
Lineage: Eukaryota; Apicomplexa; Aconoidasida; Haemosporida; Plasmodiidae
Product: BIR protein
Exons: 3
Coding region: 1-1755 (584 amino acids)
Source: RefSeq, a predicted model, not a curated record